ACAGAGUGGCAUCGUUUCCGGUAAAAUUAUCCGCGGAAGUACGCUUUGUUGCGAGCCAAACGUUUGAGCUUGUAUAUUUAAAAGCAGUCAAUUUGUAUUGUGGAUGAUGGGUGAAGUUAUCAUCAGCACCAGCCUUAAAGCAAAGGUUUCCUUUUUUCAAACUGCUUCAGAUUUAAGAAGUAACAAUAGAUAUUGUGAUGCAAUUGUACAUGUGGGGAGGAAAAUUUACAAUGCCCAUAAACUUAUCCUAGUCUCCUACUCAAAAUAUUUUGCUGACUAUUUCCGCUUGUCGGUAAUUAACAAUUGUGGUGUCGUUCUCUCAGAUAUAAGUGAAGAGAUGUUUAGCUAUGUGCUAGACUAUAUGUAUGGCCAAGAGAUCCAUGUGCCAGUUAGUUGCUUGGGAGAUUUGUUGAAAACGGCAAAAAAACUGGAGGUACAGGACAUGGUCCAUCAAAUUGAGAAAGGGCAGUUUGGUAGGAGAGAGAUUGGUGGAACAGAAAGCAUUCUGAGUGCCAUGCCUCCAGAGGAUCCCACAGCAAACAAUGACAUAGGAUCUGAAUGUGGCACUGAUAUCAUACAAAACCAAAUGGCAUUCAGUAAUUCAUUAAACUGCGAUGAAAAAGAGGCAAUGGUAGAAAACAUGGAUGAUGGUAAAUUGCUUGCAACCGCGGUAAUAUGCAAGCGCUUAGAAGAGGUGGGUGGGCCCAGUGGCACUCAGAACAUGGCUGAAUUCAAUCCGCCAGAUUCUGGGAUUGGAAGUAAUUCUAAGGGCAACUUUUUCUGUGUAAGCUGUAAAUCUUCCUUUCCCAAUGUAAAAGAAAAAUGUCUUCACUUUUUAGCCCAAAAAUGCUCUGGGGUUUUGCUCAAGUCGAUGCAAGUAAGUGUUAACCGGAGGUUAAGAAACAGAGGGAAAAGUCCAUUUUACACAACCACCUCAAACCAUGUGUGCUACACUUGCUAUAAGGGUUUCAUCUCUAGGUCUUCACUUGUAAGACAUAUUCAACUGAAUCACAACAAGAAAACAGCAAAGAAGUUUUCAAAGGGUCAGAAAGGUGAUAAAAAAACUUUGAAUGGCAAACAGACCUUAAAAAAUAUUCCGUUUCAGUUGAAGGUUCCCAUAUUUGAAGGAGAGGAUAGGAAUGUUAUAUCAACUGAAUUAACAAAAAUAUUUAAUAGGUGUGAACUUUGUGGUACACAGUUUGAGAAUGCAAAAGAACUUGUUGAACAUCAGGCAGAUAGUCAUGGACUGGGAAUAUUUCAAGAGACCUUCCAUUGCCCUGAUUGUUCUGAGAUGUUCACGAUCAAGGAAUUAUAUAGAUUGCAUCAACAAUCAACCCAUAAAAAAACCCUCUACAUCUGCACAGAGGAGGGUUGUCAUGUGAUGUGCUCAACAAGCAAAGACAUAAUACUUCAUUUGAAAGAGGAGCACAGUACUGAUCCUCCAUUCAAGUGCUGCAUAUGUGGCCAUGCCGUUACAGUAAAACAGAAUCUCAAAAGGCACAUUUAUCUUCAUUAUGAUCAAUGCAGAAACUUUCGUUGUGGAAUAUGUAAUAAAGUGUAUAGGGCAGAGAAACAGCAGUUACAACACAGGUACUCUAAGCAUGGUGUGAUUGAUGAAGAAAAAGCUCUACGUUGUACACAUGAUGACUGCUCCUACCUGACAUACCACUUGCCUAAUCUUGAGAGUCAUCUGAAGGCCAAACAUUUAAAUGAGAAGAAUUUUACUUGCUCACUGUGCAAUAGGAAGUACUCUUCUAAAAGCUCACUGGCCGGCCAUAAAGUGAUUCAACAUGAAAUGCGUUAUGCAUGCAAUUGCCCACAUUGUGGCAAAAAAUUGAAUGAUAAAUCCAUGUUAAAAGUUCAUCUGAAGACAUGCAGAGGAGAAACCAAGUCUUUUUUGUGCACUCAUUGUGACUAUACCUGUCACUGGGAAAGUUAUCUUGAAGGCCACCAGUAUGUAAAACAUGGUAUACUGCCCACCAAAGGUCAAGUUUACAGUUGUGAUAUGUGUGACUACAAGACUGUAAGGAAGGAAGGGAUGAAGCGUCAUAAGACUACUCAUAUAGAAGGGGCAGAAAGAGAUGAAUGUAACAUCUGUGGUAAAACUGUUAAGCAAGGUUCAUUGAAAACACAUAUGAGGGUCCACAGAGACACAUAUGACUAUCAUUGCCCAUAUUGCAGUUAUAAAACAAGGACGAGCACUCCUUUCAUCAUGCACGUUCGUUACCAGCACAAAGAAGUUGGGAAAAGGCCAUACAAGUGCAAUUACUGUGACCACAGGACAAAUUUGAAAUCAAAUUGUGUAAAGCACAUUAAAAACAUCCAUAAAGGAAAAAAACCUGUAGUUAUUCACCUCAGUGACAAUGACCUGUAAAGACUUGGCAUGUAUUGAAAUUGCUACAAGUUCCAGCUCGUACUUUACCAGUGGGACUUAAAACAAAUAUUUUAGGAUUUGCAAGAAGUGCACAGUGACUGUAGAAAAUUGGGAAAAGAAGAAUGGAAACUGAAAUCGAGAGAUAGUGCUUUAAUUGUAUCAGCCAGUUUGAUAUUACAGUAUAUGGUGAAUAUUAAUGGUUUCUUAACAUUUUAUAAUAAUUAAUUCAGAAUAAAAAUUUUAUUUUUCCUGCAUAUGGAAA
This is a messenger RNA of Lingula anatina, 2636 nucleotides long. RefSeq lists its product as uncharacterized. Gene Ontology annotation, cellular component: nucleus. The record is from RefSeq and is a predicted model, not a curated record. Lineage: Eukaryota; Metazoa; Brachiopoda; Lingulata; Lingulida; Lingulidae. Gene Ontology annotation, molecular function: protein binding; DNA-binding transcription factor activity, RNA polymerase II-specific. Gene Ontology annotation, biological process: regulation of transcription by RNA polymerase II.